Molecule: messenger RNA, 1659 nt
Organism: Parastagonospora nodorum SN15
Lineage: Eukaryota; Fungi; Ascomycota; Dothideomycetes; Pleosporales; Phaeosphaeriaceae
Exons: 2
Coding region: 1-1659 (552 amino acids)
Biological process (GO): regulation of DNA-templated transcription
Molecular function (GO): zinc ion binding; DNA-binding transcription factor activity, RNA polymerase II-specific
Source: RefSeq, a predicted model, not a curated record
AUGGCGCAACCUAACGGUAAGGUUCGCCAAAGAGCUUGGAAGCCGAAGAACCGUAGUGGCUGUAAGACAUGCAAGAUACGCAAAGUGAAAUGCGACGAGGAGAAGCCAUCCUGCAAAAGGUGCACAUCAACAGGCCGUACGUGCGACGGCUACGACGUGACCUUUCGACCUCCUUCCAAUUCGCCAAAGAAUAUUCCGCCGUCAAACCAAGGUCCGUUCCAUCCUGGCAGAGAGCUUACUCAUUCUCUCUCCCCGAUACCGUUGGCACCAGCUUUACGUUUAAAGACACCCAGGGAACAGGCUAGUUUCGAAUUUUUUACCACGCAUGCUGUAUCUUCAUUAAGAGGAUUCCUCGAUUCUCCUUUCUGGCAAAGAGAGCUUCUGCGCGCAGCUCACCAGCAUGAAUCGAUUCAGCAUUGUAUUGUUGCACUUGGCGCCAUGCAUAGAAGGUUUUAUGAAGGUCGCAGCUCUCAUAUAGACGAGUCUGAACUGGCGGAUGAGAACUUGCAAUUUGCACUGCGACAGUCCAAUCAGGCUAUCCAAGGGCUGCUGAGAUCAACCGGUCCUGGUGGACACAUGGCCAGCCUAGACAAAGUCACGCUCAUGACAUGUUCCAUAUUGUUCAGCAGCAUGGCGUGUCUCCAAGGGCACCAGCGAGAGGCUGUUCAACACUUGCGGAGUGGCAUUCGGCUGCUCAACGAGUUAGACAAUGAGGAGGAUGGCCGGUUGGAGCGUCACCCAGUCAACAUCGAUUCAUUGCGAUCAAUACUCGUCGGGCUCGACAUACAGGCCCGCGCGAUCAUGACAUCCGAGGAACUUAAAGUUUGGGAGCCUCUACCGCGCGUCAAAGAACCAAUGAUAUCACCAAGCACAAACUUAGACGACGACUCUCUUGUCGCAAUGCACUGCCAUCUGCAAAGUCAGCUCAAUCAAGUCCUAGCCUUCUUACCAGCGAAUAUGCACCGUCCUUCCGAAGAAAGAGAUAUAGUGGCUCAUCAAUAUCGCCAAAUACUCGCAAGAUUCGAUCGAUCUACGGAACUACUUGAGACGCUCAGCACCAAAGCUGCCAACAGCAAGUGCGGCAACUUUUCACAGCCCAUCAUGGCGCUACAGCUGUUACAAGCCCAGUUGGAAUACUACUUACGAGUACCACGAGGUGAUCUGGAAGCCAAGUUCGAUUUUUUCGGAGAGUCUUUGAGCGAGCCUUUUGAUGUUGUCGCGCAUCACGUCAAAAUGCUUGAUCUAGCGACUGAACUGCUUUCUCAUAGCUCUUCACUCGCGCCCGUCUUCACUACCACUAUGGGUCCAUUGGCUGCGCUAUGGAUCAUUGCGAGUCGCGCACCCUCAGAAUGCACUGCCCUGCGAAAGCGCGCUGUCAGAGUCAUGCUAAGCUAUCCGCGGCGCGAAGGAUUCUGGGACGGACUGGUAGCGGGCCAAAUCGCACAGGAACUGCUGAGGGUGGAGCAGGAGGCCACGCAAGAAGAGUUGGGUUUGAUCACGACACCGGGGCGCGAUCUCAUUCCUCCUGAUGAUCUGCGCAUUGUUGUCAUUGCGUUGAGAUAUGAUCCUGUGGAUAACAGGAAGGCGACGGUACAUUAUCGCAGUCUACGCGACAUGACUGUGGACGCGCCGGGGAAGAAGCAGUAUCUCAGCUGGUGA